AUGCCGCUCGCAGUUGACCUUUUGCACCCAACUCUGCGCGAGGAGAAGAGAAAAUGCAAACUAAAGCGCUUGGUUCCGUCCCCGAAUUCCUUUUUCAUGGAUGUUAAGUGUCCAGGAUGUUUGAAAAUUCAGAUAGUGUUCAGUCAUGCACAGACCCCAGUGGUUUGUCCAGGAUGUGAUCGGAUUUUGUGCCAGCCAACAGGCGGUCGAACACGACUAGCCAAUGGUAAGUCAUUUCAGCUUAUGUGA
Molecule: messenger RNA, 249 nt
Organism: Echinostoma caproni
Lineage: Eukaryota; Metazoa; Platyhelminthes; Trematoda; Plagiorchiida; Echinostomatidae
Source: the annotation of a GenBank genome assembly